Molecule: messenger RNA, 830 nt
Organism: Salvia splendens (bonfire salvia)
Lineage: Eukaryota; Viridiplantae; Streptophyta; Magnoliopsida; Lamiales; Lamiaceae
Exons: 5
Coding region: 306-620 (104 amino acids)
Source: RefSeq, a predicted model, not a curated record
GCAGGCGGGAGUGAGAUAUGUAAUAAGAUUCAAGACUCUUUUCUUCAUAACUUUUAAUUACUAUACUGUAACCCUAUAAUCACCUUCCAGCAGAAGGUAACUGAUUUAUCAGAUCUAAAUCUAAAUCAAGUGAUCAAAUCUAAAUCUCGAUCGUCUCAAUCAAUUGAUCAAAUCUAAAUCUCGGUCAUCUGAGUAAAAAAUCUAUAUCUCGAUCGUGCAACUUCUGACGGCGUAUAGAAGAUGGCAGGUUUUUAGAGGAGAGCGGAUUCAAAGAAUAUGCUUUUUUUUGUGUGAGAAAGUCAUCGAUGAUUCAGUUCAAGACGAAGCUGGAUAUGUCCAUGGUUGCUAAUUCCAAAGAGAUCGUUGUCAUUUUAGGAUUGAAGGCAGCUGGUUUGAGCGAUCAUGCGCCAUAUAUGCCAGAGACACCAAUAAUGUCAUUGCUCAACUUUACUCAAUGGAUUCUACUACUAAUUGGAUUAAUUCGAUCUUUGUUGAGCUUUUACAAUUUUGAAUGCCAAGAAAGCCGUUGUCAAAUUCGACCUUUUCAAACAUGGAUGUAUUCCAGAUUACUCCCUACAGCUAUUUCACUUAUAGCAAGAAAAUGUCGACAGCUCCUCUGAUAUUAUUCAAAUGAACGGAUGCUCGAAGACGGUGGUGCUGAUAGAUGCGAGCAGACUCGGAGAAACAAACUGCUACAUUGGUAGAACAAGCGAAAAGCCUUCAGUCAACAAUUCCUACAAAUGAAAAGAAGCUAAGGAUAGAUUAAGCAAUGUAGACUCCAUGAAGUGUGUAAAACAAUUUUAUUUAAUUGAGUACAUUUCUGAAUUUCA